AUGUCGUAUGUUGCUUCUUCUCCUAAUUUUCAAAAACUCCAAAACCCUAAAUUCAUUCGCUUCUUCUCCUCUUCACCUAAAAGCCUAUACUCUCAAUUCCACAACCAAAAUAAAGACGAACAAAAUCUCGUUUGCUUAUUCAAUCAAUUGCUACUUCAAAACAAUCCAUCCAUCUUCCGAUUUAACAAAAUUUUAGGUUCCUUUGUUAAGCUAAAUCAAUACUCCACUGUUGUUUCACUUCAUCGACAGAUGGAAUUAAAUGGAAUUUCCUCAGAUUUUGUCACUUCCAACAUAUUGAUCAAUUGUUUUUCACAAUUAGGUCAAAUCUCUCUUUCCUUUUCUGUAUUUGCCAACAUUCUCAAAAAGGGUUUUCAUCCAGAUGCCAUAACCUUUAAUACACUCAUCAAGGGUCUCUGUCUCAAAGGUCAGAUCCAUAAAGCAUUCAACUUUCAUGAUAAGGUCGUAGCGCAGGGAUUCCGGUUAGAUCAAGUUAGUUAUGGGACCUUGAUCAAUGGGUUAUGUAAACUUGGACAAACAAGAACAGCCCUACAACUGCUGAGACGAGUUGAUGAGAAACUGCUUCAACCUACUGUGGUAAUGUACAAUGCAAUUAUUGAUAGUAUGUGCAAGGAUAAACUUGUUAAUCAUGCUUUUCAUUUAUAUUCUGAAAUGAUUGCUAAGAGAAUUUCUCCUGAUGUUUUCACUUACAAUACUUUAAUUAAUGGCUUUUGUAUCGUAGGUCGGUUAAAAGAAGCAAUU
This is a messenger RNA of Trifolium pratense (red clover), 759 nucleotides long. RefSeq names its product pentatricopeptide repeat-containing protein At1g64100-like. The transcript has a single exon. Lineage: Eukaryota; Viridiplantae; Streptophyta; Magnoliopsida; Fabales; Fabaceae. The record is from RefSeq and is a predicted model, not a curated record. Gene Ontology annotation, molecular function: protein binding. The annotation marks the transcript as partial.